Messenger RNA from Colletotrichum graminicola M1.001, 528 nucleotides. RefSeq lists its product as uncharacterized. Bases 1 to 528 code for a protein of 175 amino acids. The transcript is spliced from 2 exons. Lineage: Eukaryota; Fungi; Ascomycota; Sordariomycetes; Glomerellales; Glomerellaceae. The record is from RefSeq and is a predicted model, not a curated record.
AUGAACGACCCAGCAGUCGAGAAGUUAAAAAAGCAAAUGGAUGAGCUUUUAGCAGAGAAGGCGAUGAGAGAACAGCAGUCCAUGCAGGAAUAUAUUCAGAAAACCACGCUAGAAGUUGCAGUUCAACAGACGGCUGAGGUUGUGCGGGAGGUUCAGGGUCAGGCGCAGCUUGACAUCGAGAUAGCGACUGUGAAAGCUGAGAUUAUGGCCCAAGAGAAGGCAGAAAGAUCACAGCGAGAAAAGAAGCAGAUCCAGGACCAAACGCGACUGGAGGUCGAGAGGGAAUUCGCUCUCAAGCUCGCUCAAGAAAAAGCCAUGAGAGAGGAGCUGAUCGAGACCAUCAGGGAAGAGUUCCGAGAGAAGGAGAGGAGAGCCAUGGAGCUUGAAGAGAUUAUCCAGCGAAUACGGCAUGAGGCAGAGCGAAAAGCUUACCACGUCCACUCAGCCUCCUCGAUUGGAACACCGCACCCAACCGCGAGACGCCCCCCACCUGUUUCUGUCUUCAAUAUGGAACCCAGGGCUAUCUGA